AGUCGCCUUCUAGACGCCGGCUAUGCUAUUACUUUUACUUUUGUUGCCCUCAUUCUAUUCAACUUUAUCAACGAAUUAUACAAUGGACGGUGACGUUAUAUUAGGAGGCCUUUUUCCCAUGCAUGAAAGUGGGAACAGUUCUGAGAAACCAUGCGGAAACCUGAAAGCAGAGAAAGGUAUCCAAAGGAUGGAAGCUAUGAUGUUCGCCGUCAAGAAAAUAAAUAGUGAUAAUAAAUUAUUGCCAAAUAUCACUUUGGGUGUUCAUAUUUUAGACACUUGCUCCAGCGAUACCUACGCCUUACAAGAAUCUAUAGUAUUUAUAGAACCUUAUAUGACUAAGGAUCGUUGCCCCAACACGAACGCAACGAAAUUAAAAAGAGUUGCCGGAGUUAUUGGUGCUUCAAAUAGUGCCGUGUCGAUUAUGGUUGCAAACAUUCUACGGUUGUUUGAGUCGUUUUCACUAAGAAACGACAUGAUGCUAUCAAACGAUUCGCUCGUGUUUGUCCUUUGA
Molecule: messenger RNA, 511 nt
Organism: Dimorphilus gyrociliatus
Lineage: Eukaryota; Metazoa; Annelida; Polychaeta; Dinophilidae
Source: the annotation of a GenBank genome assembly